AUGGCUACUGCGCAGCCGCUGGAAGCCAGUGAUGAGGAACCCGACAGGAUUCUCUUCGGAAUGAGCGCAGCGGCUUAUUAUGAGCAGAAUAAAGUGGUUCAUUCCUCUGAAUAUAUCACGAAUUCGAGGAACAUCCGCCUCUACACGCAGUCAUGGUUGCCUGCCGAUCGCAAGCCGUUGGCCCUCCUCUUCUUCUGCCACGGCUACGCCAGCAGCUGCAGUUGGAUGAUGCAGCUCACAGCCGCUCGAUUCGCCUCGGAGGGCUUCGCAGUGUUUGGCGUCGACUACGAGGGUCAUGGCAAAUCGGACGGUCUGCGAUGCUCGUUCAGGUCCGUAGAGCAUCUGGUGGACGACUGCUGCGCCUUCUUCGCGUCCGUCAAGGCGAAGUCUGACUUUGCAGGGCUGCCGUCGUUCGUGUACGGGGAGUCGCUGGGAGGCGCAAUCACCAUGACCGUGGCAUUGCGUAAUCCUGACAGCUGGACUGGACUGGUCAUGGUGUCUCCCAUGCUGCGCAUUAAGGAAGAGCUGCAGCCUAGCUGGGCAGCGCUGCAGGCUCUUCGGGUCCUUGCAACGAUCAUUCCUGACAGUGCCUUUGUGCCCACCAAGGGUGACUUGAUCCGGUCCGCGGAGCAACUGGUGGACGACUGCUCCGCCUACUUCUCAUCUGUCAAGGCGAAGCCUGACUUCGCAGGGCUGCCGUCCUUUGUGUACGGGGAGUCGCUGGGAGGCGCCAUCGCCAUGACCGUCGCACUGCGCGAUCCUGACCGCUGGACUGGGCUGGUCAUGGUGUCUCCCAUGCUGCGCAUUAAGGAGGAGCUGCAGCCUAGCUGGGCUGCACUGCAGGAACGCGAGAACCACGUCUACCUUGCUAAGCUCGCGGAGCAAGCCGAGCGCUACGAUGAGAUGGUUUCAUCCAUGAAGGAUGUUGCCAAGCUCGACGUCGAGCUGUCCGUUGAGGAGCGCAACCUCCUCUCCGUUGGCUACAAGAACGUCAUUGGAGCUCGCAGGGCUUCAUGGAGAAUCAUGUCUUCUAUCGAGCAGAAGGAGGAGAACAAGGGCAACGAGCAGAAUGUGGCGAGGAUCAAGGAGUACAGGUCGAAGAUUGAGGCGGAGCUCUCCGAUAUCUGCCAAGACAUCCUCAACAUCAUUGACAGCAAUUUGAUCCCCUCGUCUGGCACUGGAGAGUCGAAGGUUUUCUAUUACAAAAUGAAGGGUGACUACUACCGCUACCUCGCAGAGUUCAAGACUGGCGCUGACAGGAAGGAGGCCGCUGAGCAGUCGUUGAAGGCGUACCAGUCAGCUUCCGAGGUCGCGACUGUCGAUCUUGCACCUACCCACCCCAUCCGCCUUGGUCUUGCCCUGAACUUCUCUGUGUUCUACUACGAGAUUUUGAACUCACCAGAGAAGGCCUGCCAAUUGGCCAAGCAAGCCUUCGACGAGGCUAUUGCCGAGCUUGACACUCUGAGCGAGGAGUCCUACAAGGAUAGCACCCUCAUCAUGCAGCUUCUUCGUGACAACUUGACACUCUGGACGUCUGAUCUCCAGGACGAAGCCGCCGCCAAGGACGAGCCUGCUGAGGAGAAGAAGGAUGAGAAGCCUGCUGACGAGUGA
Closterium sp. Naga37s-1 is the source of this 1611-nucleotide messenger RNA. The record is from the annotation of a GenBank genome assembly. Lineage: Eukaryota; Viridiplantae; Streptophyta; Zygnematophyceae; Desmidiales; Closteriaceae.